This is a messenger RNA of Trichosporon asahii var. asahii CBS 2479, 1104 nucleotides long. RefSeq names its product HD domain-containing protein. The coding region runs from base 1 to 1104 and encodes 367 amino acids. The transcript has a single exon. Gene Ontology annotation, molecular function: dGTPase activity. The record is from RefSeq and is a predicted model, not a curated record. NCBI's taxonomy places the organism in Eukaryota, Fungi, Basidiomycota, Tremellomycetes, Trichosporonales, Trichosporonaceae. Gene Ontology annotation, biological process: dGTP catabolic process. Gene Ontology annotation, cellular component: nucleus.
AUGGCCCUCUCGCCCAAGCUGCCCGAGACACUUGACCCGUCCAUCCCGACUCCGCAGGCGACGGGCCACCUGCAGACGAUCACCUAUGGAUCCGAUUCGAUCACAAUCCACGACGAGCUGCACGGCACCUCGUACACGAUUACGGAGCCUCCACUCAUCGAUCUCCUGCGGUCCUCAGUGCUGCUCCGCCUCUUCUCCGUCGGCCAGCACGGGAUCACGGGUCUCUUCGAGCUGACGCCCUUAGUCACGCGGCUGGAGCACAGCAUCGGUGCGAUGCUGCUUGUCCGAAGGGUCGGCGGCAGUGUGCCAGAGCAGGCAAGCGCGCUCCUGCACGACGUCUCGCACACCGUCCUCUCACACGUCAUGGACUGGGCGCUGUGUGGCCCCGGAGAGUCAUACCACGAGGUUCACAAGCAGCGCUUUGUGGACACGACAGAACUUCCCGCCCUUCUCGACCGACAUGCGCUGGGCGACUCGCGACCGGACGGCCCCAGCGUGCUGCACGAGGAGGAGUUCCCGCUCGUCGAGCGCGAUGCGCCGCGCUUAUGCGCCGACAGGCUCGACUACGGCCUCCGCGACAGUGUCGCGUUUGGCAAGCUCUCUCGCUCCGAUGCGCAGACUAUUGUUGCCUCUCUGCGCGCUUGGCCCGACGUGGCCUCUCCGGAACGUGCCCUCGUUCUCGACGACCCGAACGCCGCCGCGAUCCUCGCGCGCGCCUACCUCGCAAGCGACAGGGACAUCUGGUCGAACCCGGCCCACGUGCGCAUGGCGUCUCGGGCGGGAGCGCUGAUCGGCUCGGUAGUGUCGAGCGGGCGUCUGCCAGACGACGUCCUGUGGAGCAUGUCCGACAAGGAGUUCUGGGUCGCGCUCCGUGGCGCCGCAAACGAGGAGGAGCAGAGGGUAAUGGACGAGAUCGAGGCUGAGGCGACGUUAGAGUGUCCCGGCAAGAUUCCCCCGCAGACCAAGGUCCGCACGAUCGACCCCGACGUGCUCGUUGAUGGGGAGCUGAGGCCGUUGACGCAGGUCUGCCCCGAGUACAAGAAGGAGAGGGACGAGUACAUCGCGUCCAGGAAUGCGCUGAAGUGCGCAACCAUGGCGCCGUAG